AUGCCAUUACCACGGAAGAAGAUGAGGAGCACCAGAAUUUCCCGAUUGGUAAAUGAUCAUUUGCACAACUCCCAGAAAAGGCGUGGGGACUCUUCUCUUGUGGUAGAGACUGGAUUCCCGACUUCUCUCAUUGAUCUUUUCAUCAAGAAUCGCGAAAAACUGAAAAACCCAUCCAAGAAAAAGAGAGUUAAGAACCCGGCUAUACCCACUUCUAAUGAUUCGGUGAUGAGUGGAUACUUGCCGACUUCAUGCCCCUCUUUGCAUUGUCCUUCGCCCUAUCAUAGUCCCUCGCCUUUGCCUUUACAUCUGCAGUCGAGGGAUCUAGACGAAAUUGAUGUUGUGGAUGGUGGUGAUGGUGAUUUUGGUGGCAUGGGUGAUGAGAGGGGAAGUGGUGUUAAUAGGGGUGUGGAUGCUAGUCGGGUUUUUGUGGCGGUUGUGAUGAUCUUUACGGCCGUGGCUUUGGCGAUGGGGACGGAGAAAUUAGCGAUGGGGAUCACAAUUUUGGCAUUUUUCUUGUUUUUCCUCGAGUGUUUGGGGAAAUGUGGAUUGCUGAAGCCAUGUUCUGAAGCACAAGAAUGGUUAAGAUUGACGGUACAAAACUUUUGGAGGUUUUUCCCAGAUAGGAAGAAUGCUAAUGUUUUGAGUUAUGAUGUGUUGCUAGACGAGUCUUUUAAGCCCGGUUGCUCGGGUUUGAAGAAGGAUUGUGGGUCGAAUAGUCCAAUUCGAGAAACUCAAAAUGUGGAACCUAAGCGUUUAUGGAUUGCCAUUGCAGAGGAAAUUCAGUGUGAGAAGGAGAUGACAGAGGAUUCUAGCAAUGAUGGGAGAUUGGGACGUAUAGAAUUGGAAUUGAAGAAACUGAUCAUGGAAAAGGAAGAGUCUGUAAGUGAAAGGUUGGAAUUGAAGGAGAGGAAGUCGCGUAGAGCUAAGAUGAAAUCGAAGAUCAAGAAGUUUGUUGCAAAGAAACUAUGGAGAAGAAAGGACCAUAACUCUGAAAGUUAUGAAGUUAAUCCUAUUAGAGAAGAUCACAUUACCAUAUAUGAAGAACAAAACACACACAAAUGUAAGUACACAAUUGAAUCAGAAAUUGCUUCCAAAUUGUCGUCCCUCUCAAGCGGAAGGGAUGGACGGAAAGAUUUUGUUGAUGACAAAUGUGCUUCUGAAACUCUCGCUGGGGAAGUGGCGAGAACAGAAGGUGGACAGGAUUCGAGUUAUUUAGUACUGUGUCUGAUUGUUCUCAUUGGACUUAUUGGAGGUCGGAUAUUUGCACUUAUGCUUGCCUUGUUGUGGUGCCUGCUGUUGAGAUCUGGCAAAAUGCUACAAAGACUCAUAAAGCUACCUAUGAUCAGGUCUUUUUCUGAUCAAUCUAGUUAG
Fraxinus pennsylvanica is the source of this 1371-nucleotide messenger RNA. NCBI's taxonomy places the organism in Eukaryota, Viridiplantae, Streptophyta, Magnoliopsida, Lamiales, Oleaceae. The record is from the annotation of a GenBank genome assembly.